Molecule: messenger RNA, 5149 nt
Organism: Rhinolophus ferrumequinum (greater horseshoe bat)
Lineage: Eukaryota; Metazoa; Chordata; Mammalia; Chiroptera; Rhinolophidae
Gene: ARHGAP30
Product: Rho GTPase activating protein 30
Exons: 12
Coding region: 776-3649 (957 amino acids)
Biological process (GO): small GTPase-mediated signal transduction
Molecular function (GO): GTPase activator activity
Source: RefSeq, a predicted model, not a curated record
AAAGAUGCUCUAACAGGAAGCGGGUUAAGGAGCUGCACAGCUUCCUGCCCCCCAGGGCUGUGGGGCCAGAAGGGCGAGUGCCAGGUCGGCCACGAGACGCAGCUUCUUGCCGGGGUCCUGGCAGCUUCCUCUUCCAUAGCCACUUCCGUGCGUCUAGGGCCCCAGAGGCAGGAGCUGCUACCCGUGGCCAGGCCACCCUCCACCCCUAGUUGGGAGCCCUGCCCCCUGGGGCCGGGCCAAGCCCAGAGGCUGGCUUGGGAUCCCAUGGGGGACUGGUAGAGGGCAAAGGUCCUGGGGGACAGAGGCAGCUGGGCCAGAGCCCUGGGGCUCCAGCCAUGAAGUCUCGGCAGAAAGGAAAGAAGAAGGGCAGCUCGAAGGAGCGGGUGUUUGGGUGUGAUCUCCAGGAGCACCUGCAGCACUCGGGCCAGGAGGUGCCCCAGGUGCUAAGGAGCUGUGCAGAGUUUGUGGAGGAGCACGGAGUGGUGGACGGCAUCUACCGCCUCUCAGGGGUCUCCUCCAACAUCCAGAAGCUCCGGAGUUCGAGGCUGAGCGGAAGCCAGACCUGCGGCGAGACGUGUACCUGCAGGACAUCCACUGCGUGUCUUCGCUGUGCAAGGCCUACUUCAGGGAGCUGCCCGACCCCCUGCUCACCUACCGGCUCUACGACAAAUUCGCUGAGGCUGUGGCAGUGCAGCUGGAGCCCGAGCGCUUGGUCAAGAUCCUAGAAGUGCUUCGGGAACUCCCCGUCCCAAACUACAGGACCCUGGAGUUCCUCAUGCGUCACCUGGUGCACAUGGCCUCAUUCAGCGCUCAGACCAACAUGCACGCACGCAACCUGGCCAUCGUGUGGGCUCCCAACCUGCUGAGGUCUAAGGAUAUAGAGGCUUCAGGCUUCAAUGGGACGGCGGCCUUCAUGGAGGUGCGUGUGCAGUCCAUCGUGGUCGAGUUCAUCCUCACGCACGUGAAGCAGCUCUUUGGGGGUCCUGCCCUCUUGAGCGGUGAGAUGGAUAUCGGAUGGCGGUCCCUUCCAGGGGCCCGGGCGUCGGGCAGCCCUGAGGACCUUAUGCCCAGGUCCCUGCCCUACCAGCUGCCGAGCGUCCUGCAGGCUGGGGAUGGGCCUCCACAGAUUCGGCCCUACCACACUAUCAUCGAGAUCGCCGAACACAAGAGGAAAGGGUCUUUGAAGGUCCGGAAAUGGAGAUCGAUCUUCAAUCUGGGUCGCUCUGGCCAUGAGACCAAGCGUAAACUUCCGCGGGGGGCUGAGGACAGGGAUGACAAAUCCGAUAAGGGGACUCUGCGGCCAGCCAAGAGCAUGGACUCACUGAGUGCUAUGGCUGCGGCCGGUGAUGAGCCAGAGGGGCUGGUGGGAGCCAGCAGCCCCCGGCCAAGCCCGCUGCUGCCUGAGAGCUUGGAGAGUGAGUCUGUGGAGGCAGCAGACGGUGAGCCAGAGCCGGACGCAGAGGCCCCGGGCAGCAGCAACUCUGAGCCCGGCACGCCGCGAGCGGGGCGGUCAGCGAUCCGUGCUGCAGGCAGCAGCCGUGCGGAGCGCUGUGCUGGUGUCCACAUCUCAGACCCCUACAACGUCAACCUCCCGCUGCACAUCAGCUCCAUCCUCAGCGUGCCCCCAAACAUCAUCUCCAACGUCGCCCUGGCCAGGCUCACCCGCGGCCUGGAGUGCCCUGCCCUGCAGCCCCGGCCAAGCCCUGCCUCUGGCCCCGGCCCCGGCCCCGGCCUUGGCCCUGGGCCCCCAGACGAGAAGUCAGAUGCCAGUCCUGCCCCAAGCCCCCUGGCUGGCUCAGACCCAGAGGACGUGGCCGCGGGACUGGAGGACUGCCUGUCUCAGGAGGUGCAGGACUCCUUCUCCUUCCUCGAGGACUCAAGCAGCUCAGAGCCCGAGUGGGUGGGGGCGGAGGAUGGAGCGGCAGCCAAGGCAGGAACUACAGCAGCAGCCUUCUCCCCCGGGGAGGACGAUCCUGGGAUGAGCUACCUGGAGGAGCUCCUGGGAGCUGGGCCUCAGGUGGAGGAGUUCUCUGUGGAGCCGCCCCUGGAUGACCUGUCGCUGGAUGAGGCACAGUUUGUCCUCGCUCCCAGCUGCUGUCCCCUGGACUCUGCUGGCCCCGGGCCUGAAGCAGAGGAGGAAAAUGGGGAGGAAGUCUUUCUGAGUGCCUACGAUGACCUAAGUCCCCUUCUGGGGGCCAAAACGCUGGCCUGGGAGGGUCCCGGCAGUCUGGAGGACGAGGCCACAGGGUGCAGGACUCAGGAGGCUCCAGGGCAGGCUGAGGGACGGCAGGCACACGGGGAAGUUGGGGACGACAAGGAGGCUGAGCCUGGCAGCAGGUGGGACGUCAGGGAGGAGGCUGAGGGGAGCCCAGAGAGGGAGCUAGAGGCUGCAGAGGCAGGUGAGGACGGAGGGGAGGCUGGGGGAAGCCGGGAGGUGAUGGUCAGUCUGAGUGGGAAAGACACAGAGGCCAUGGGCGAGGAGCCCAAGGGUCAGCAGGAGGAGGAGAGUCUGGAGGAAGCUAAGGGUGUGGAGGACACAGGAGGGGAGCAGGGGAAACACCAGAAGGAAAGGAAGACUGAGCGAGAGGAAGAGGCUGAGGAAGGAGAGGAAGCCCAGGUAGAAGCUGAAAGGGACCCAGAGCUCGAGGCCCCGGAGGACAGAGGUGCUGAUGACAGCCAGGGAGCUGGACACAAACAAGAGGCUGAGGGAGGCAGAGAGGACGAGGAAGAAGUCAAAGGACAGAGGGAGAAUGGGGACCAAGGGGCAAGAGAAGACGAAGGAGAUGGUGAAGACGGCAGAAGUGCAGACGAAUCAGCUGAAGGAGGAGUGGGGCAGGUCAGCAAGGAACGGGAGAGUGGAGACGGAGAGGCGGAGGGAGACCAGAUGGCUGGAGGAGAACAUUUAGAAGACGACUUCCUCUUUGAAGGGCCUUGUGGAGAGUCCCUGGAGGUUGACGGUGCCAAAGAGGGCAACGCCCAGCCCUCUGAGAUGGAGCGGGCAGCCCCACAGCCACCUCGGCCCGAGGAGAUGGAGCCUGAGGGGCAGCCCAGUCCGGAGGGUUGCAGCCUGCGGCCCUGUCUCCUGGGCCCAGCCGGUGGUGUGAGCAUGCGCCUGGCUGCCACCCUGGUUCAGGUCCAACAGGUGCGCUCCGUGCCAGUGGUGCCCCCUAAGCCACAGUUUGCCAAGAUGCCCAGUGCAAUGUGUAGUAAGAUCCACGUGGCUCCUGCAAACCCAUGCCCGAGGCCUGGCCGGCUAGACGGGACUCCUGGGGAGAGGGCUUGGGGGUCCAGAGCCUCCCGCACCUCCUGGAGGAACGGGGGCAGUCUUUCCUUUGAUGCUGCUGUGGCCCUGGCCCGAGACCGACAGAGGACUGAGGCCCAGGGAGUUCGGCGGACCCAGACCUGUACUGGGGGAGAGGACUACAGCGUCCUCCCCAGAACCUCCCCCUGUAGCGUGACCCCUGCCCAUUUCCUUCGGCCCCUUAGCUGCUUGGAGCUCCCAUCUGAAGGCACAGAAGGGUCUGGAUCCCGGAGUCGGCUUAGCCUGCCCCCCAGAGAAGCCCAGCCCCCUCACCCCUUUCUGCCCCCACAGCGUCGAACUUAUGCAUUUGAGACACAGGCCAGCCCUGAGAAAGGCGAGGGACUGUGACGGCCAGAGCACUGGGCAAAGGGGACAGUAGUUGUCCUGAAUCUAUGGGUCCCUGACCAGCUGUGACUUCUGCAGCCUGAGCAGCUGUGGAGCCCACCUCUAUGGGUGCCGGCCCUCUAGCUUCUCUCUGACUGUGGGAGGCACUGCCUCGGUUGGUUUGCCUGAACUUGGCUCAGACACAAAGCGCUUAUUCCUUAGGAGAUCCCCAAGAAAAGGUCCUGUUCCUAGGGAGUGAGGUCACUGGCCAGAGGGAAGAAAGAGCAGGCAGAACACUUAAGAGGCUUCUCAAAGUGAAGACUGAAGGGGGAACUCCAGCCAUGUUUCUGCCUCCUCUGAGGCUGUGAACUUCUCUCCGUGGAAGCCCCCAGCGUGGGGGUGGGGAACAGGGCCAGCUCCGAGCCUUUCACACACAAACACUUGUAGGGUUGCUCAGCUUGUUCUGUUCUUGGACCCUGUAUCCCUGCUGGCCCUCUUAGUCCCUGAGUAGGAGUGACUCCAGCAGGCUCUUUGAAGACCUCGGUGUUUGCUGGAGGGACUGGCUCCCUGUCUAUCCCCUUCCACCCCUGCCUCUGUCCCUUGAAAGAAGAGGCCUGUCUGGCAUCUCCUUUUUCCUUUGGAGUCAUUUCCUUCUAUUCCAGGGAAGGGGAAUUGCUUCCCCAGGCAGGCUGGGGCCUCCAGUCCCAUUCUAAGGACAGGGUGACGGUUCAGAAUACAAGUUGUAUUUUUACAUGGAAACAGUGUGGAAUUUCAUUAUUCUUAUGCGAGUCUCGGGGGAUAGGUAUGACAAUUUCAUAGUUUGGCCAAUUGUUGUCGUCCUGUUGUUCGUGAGCUCUUCCUCAGUUGCCAUGGAGACCUGUGGCUAGAAACCAGAGCUGGGUUCUUGGCGGUCAGGAGAUGGGGAAGAGAAACCUGCGUUUACAUAACGUUCCCCACGCGCCAGUGAAGGCUGGGUCUCCGGUGCGCACGGAGUCUCUGCCCUCGGCUGUAUGUAGCUCUGUCGGGUGGGGACUGGCCUCUCCAUUGUAGUCGAGGAAACUAACGCUAACGAAGCCCAAAGGCCUGCCAGCGGUGUGGGCGGUAACGCGCGGCAGACGCGGCUGGGACCCGUGGAGUCCGGCUCCGCUCGUCCCGUCACGCCGCGCUCCUCCGAACCCGACGGGGGCAGGGCGGGUGCUGACCGACGAGGACGGGAAACGAGGUCCCCGUCACUGGCUUGAGCCUGAAAAGCUGGGGGCCCGGGGACGGGGGUGUUUGUGUGCAGCGGUCAGGCCUGAGCGCGCCCAGCCACGUCCUGGCCUCCAGCAGGAAACACUGCACGUCGUGCCCCGAUUCCCCCUUGGCCGCCCGGGCGGCCUCGGUAAGGACGGCGCGGCGGCCACGCCCGUGCCCACAUCUCUGCGGGCCUCACUCCCUCUCCCGGAACUGAACGAAACGGCUGCGUCCAACAGGAAGAGCGGAGCACAGUUAGGCGGCUCCCUCCAGCUGUCGCCGAAAGUGCAG